AUGGCUCGAACAAAAACAAUGGCUUACAAAAAUCCCAGGUCAUCACCACCAUCAUGUUUAUCAUCUUCACCAUCGCCAUCUCUAUCUCCAGUCCGCUCACCAUCUCCUCCACCAAGACCAACACCUCCUCAUUCAUCCUUUGAAAAAACAUUUUCAGAUUACCUAUCCUCAUCCCCAGAACCAUGUCCUCAACCUCUCUCAACUAAGCUUCCUCCUUUGUAUCAAUGUCCCACCCCUUCAUUUAGUCAAUGCCCACCCCAUCUUCGAAACACUAUGAACCCUAGUUCCAGCUCCUCAUCCUCUCAACGAAGAUCAAUGCUCAUUCAAGCAGGAAUUGGAACUUCUAAACCAAUUUACACAAUUUCUGAUGAUUCAGAACCUUUACCACCUCAAAAUAAUCCCAAAUCACAAACUACUCAUGAAUCCCAUCCCCCUAAACCAAAGUCCCCCCAAAUUUCAAAAUCCCAAGAAAUUCCAAAAACUAAUUCACCAUCCCCAAAAUCUUCUACUAAAAAUCUUCCAACCAAAAUCAAACACACCAAAUCUCAACCCAGAAAACCUAAAUCCAAAUCUCCCUCCACACUUUCACAGUUUUUGGCCUCCCAAAAACUCAAAAUUCCUAAAAAAUCUCAGAAGACCACACCUCAAGAACGAUCUUCACCUCCACUCCAACCUCAAGAACGAUCUUCGAUUCCACCAGAACGAUCUUCGCUGCCACUCCAAGAACGUUCUUCAUCUCAGCUUUCACCUCAAGAACGUUCUUCAACCAAACAACCAACCAAAAAACGUUCUCCUCUUAAAACUCCGACCCAAAAACCCAAAAAAACUUCCACAAAAUCAAACCCUAAACCCUUCACCAAAUCCUUUUCCUCAAAAAUUCUUAUUCCACCUCUGAUUUCUUCCAAAAUCCAAAAAUUAUUUUCUGAAAAGUGGGCUCAACGCCCUAUUGGUAUUGGGAGGGUUUUUGACUUUGAAAAACAUCAAAUCGAAGGAAUCUCCAUCCAACAUCAUACUAAUGCACUUGGCUGGAUUGAUUUCCUGAAAAUAAUUGACUGUCAUUACCAACAAGUCAUUCGAACCUUUUAUUGCAAAGCUGAAGCUUUUGAAGACAAGUCUCUCAUAGUCUCAACCUUGAAAGGUAUUGAAAUUCAACUUGAUCCUCUGAUUCUGGCUGAUAUUUUGAAAUUACCAUCUGAAGGCUUAACAAUCUAUGGAAAAGAUUGGUACACAGCCUUAAACAUUUCCAAAGAAGAAGUGUUCCAAGAACUAUUUGUUGAUGGAUCCACAAAAUGUCUUUCAGCUAAUCCGAAACCCCUGCCAAAACUUUUUAACAACAUUAGCCAACACAUGAUUACUGUGGCAGUCACGAAUUCUUCUCUUAUAAUGAUGCAUUUUGAGAUUCCACUUUCAACUGAAUCCUCAAUUAUCAAAAUUUCCAAAUUCUCCUCCAAGAACCUCUCACAUAUGAAACAGAUUCCCACCAUCCCACCCCUCACCACAACCUGCUUUCAAUCCAUCAUCCACAAGCAAAAGAAAACGAUAUGCCCGAAUCUCUGCUUCCCACACAACAACUUUAGCCCAUUUGUUCCCCAUCACUUCGCUCCCAACUCCAUUCCUCAAAUCAACACCACUUUUGCUACUCUGUCUACUUUUUGUACAUCUGCUACUCCCUCCAACAGCACUCCCAUGGAAGACCAUCAACAUCACUCCAAAAGAACAAAAUUGGAAAAGGAAUCGUCAAGAGCUUACAAGAAUAUUCCCAGAAUUUUUGCUGCUCUUCAAACCAUAGUUGCGCGCCAAGCUCAUCAAGAUAAAGAGCAGGCAAUUCUGCAAGACUGGAUAGCAAAUCAGCUUGCCCCCAAGCUUGGUCUUGAACCACCUAUGCCAAAUCCUCUUCCCACUUUUCCAGACAUCCCUCAGCCUUUUUGUCUCCAUCCUCUGAAGGGUAUUCCCCGUCAUUGUCUUUUUAAAUCACUGCUUGAGUUUUAUUCUCCUGUUCCUUUUUGCUAUGACAAAGGGGGAGAAAUAUCUUAG
Molecule: messenger RNA, 2034 nt
Organism: Cicer arietinum (chickpea)
Lineage: Eukaryota; Viridiplantae; Streptophyta; Magnoliopsida; Fabales; Fabaceae
Source: RefSeq, a predicted model, not a curated record